Molecule: messenger RNA, 2726 nt
Organism: Schizophyllum commune H4-8
Lineage: Eukaryota; Fungi; Basidiomycota; Agaricomycetes; Agaricales; Schizophyllaceae
Exons: 12
Coding region: 33-1850 (605 amino acids)
Biological process (GO): (1->6)-beta-D-glucan biosynthetic process; fungal-type cell wall organization
Cellular component (GO): endoplasmic reticulum membrane; plasma membrane
Molecular function (GO): glucosidase activity
Source: RefSeq, a predicted model, not a curated record
GUUUGUAUUACAGACUUCCAGUUCUUGCCACGAUGAGCAGCCGAUACAGCGCGCUGCCACCGUCCUCCUCGUCGGGCGACAUGAGCUCGCCGUCAGCGUCGUCCGCGUACAUGUCCCGCGCCGUCGCUAACGGCUCCGUCGGCGCCGGCUACGGGCCCUACUCCUACCAUCCACCCUCCUCAGCCGGAUACCCAGCCAACCCGCGCUUCUCCUCCGCGAGUACCGGCUCGGACGCCAAUUCCACCGCGCGUCUCGCCCAGGCGUCCGAAUCCCUCCCCGCGAACGCGUAUUCGUCAGGCCCCGACGCCGACGACGCCCUCCACGACCCGCGCAAGCUCGACACCUCCUUCACGCCCUUCUCCGCGCGCGGCUGGGUCAACGCGUUCGCGCUCGCCGCCCUCGUCUCCGGCCUUCUCAUGCUCUUCCUCGGCUACCCGAUCUAUGACGCCGUUGGCCACCCCGCCGUCGCCUACUCAGGCUACAACCUCGGCGGUAUCAACGGCUCGGGCCAGAUCCCCGACCUCAACCUCCGCCAGCUCAUAGACCCGGAUACGCCAGAAGACGUGCUCACUCGCAAAGGGAACGACGGCAAGUCAUAUCAUCUCGUCUUCUCCGAUGAGUUCGAGCAGGAGGAUCGGACGUUCUACCCUGGCGACGAUCCGUAUUGGGAGGCCAUGGACUAUCAUUACUGGCCCACCGGUGAUCUCGAGUGGUACGACCCCAAGGCUGUCACAACCAAGGCGGGAAAGCUGGUCUUGACAAUGACGCAGCAGUGGACACACGAUCUCAACUUCCAGUCGGGAAUGCUGCAAUCUUGGAACAAGUUUUGCUUCACAACAGGAUACGUAGAGGUCAAGCUUUCCCUCCCGGGUACGCACGCCAGCCCAGGUUACUGGCCCGGCGUUUGGACCAUGGGCAAUUUGGGCCGCGCCGGCUACGGUGCGACUACGGACGGCAUGUGGCCAUACAGCUAUGACGCAUGUGACACUGGCGCGCUUCCCAACCAGACGAACACGGAUAAAGGCAUCGACACGAGCGAGAGCGGGCCGAAUGGGGACAAUCUCUCCUGGCUUCCCGGUCAACGUUUGAGUGCGUGCACAUGCAAGGGCGAAGACCACCCAGGUCCGUCGGGAGGAAGCAAUGGCGGGAGCUAUGUCGGUCGCGCAGCCCCAGAAAUCGAUAUGCUCGAGGCGCAGAUUGACGUCAGCAACUUCCGAGGGCAGGCGUCGCAGUCAUUCCAGGUCGCGCCGUUCGAUGAGAAAUAUAGGAUUGUCGAGGAUGUAUGCACGCUCUACGACGAGUCCAUCACGGAGUGGAACUCGUAUCGGGGCGCAAAUUUGCAGCAGGCGUGCUCUGCAUUGAGCUACUUCCCUGAUGAUGCCUACAAUGAGGGCGUCACCGUGGACCAGGACCAGUCUGGCAUGACUGUUGGCAUGGAGUACUGGAGCGACCCAGAUAACCGUGAUGAUGGGUACAUCACCUGGUUCAUCAACGACAAGGCAACCUGGACGCUUCCUGCAACGGCCAUCCCUGCGCGGUCCGAUCUCGACAUGUCGCAGCGACUGAUUGCGGAGGAGCCAAUGUACAUGGUGCUCAACUUGGGUAUCUCGCCGGGUUUCCAGCAGCAGGAUUACGAGCAUAUGGAGUUCCCUGCGUACAUGCACGUCGACUACGUGCGCGUGUAUCAGCGGGACGACGCGCCGGAUGAGUACAUUGGCUGCAGCCCGCCAAGGCAUCCGACGAAGGAUUACAUCGCUGACCACUUGAACGCGUACAUGGACAUGAACCUGACAACAUGGGACGCGGCGGGGUACUCUGUACCCAAAAACGCGAUCUUGGAUGGGUGUUAGAGGGUUCGCCCACUCUUUGUCUCUUCAGAGGAAGGGACGAGAGGAAGCCGGUCCUGCUGAGGAGGACGACACCCACCAAGCCAAGAUACACCUAUCGCAACUUCAUCCAAAUGCCGCCUCGCCUUCAUCACCGUCACAUCGCCACGCUAAUGCCAGCACUGCCGAGUUCUAUGUACCAUCAUCGUCUGUUCGCAGGGAUAUGCCUGCCUCUUCAGGUGUUCCAUUGUCGCCACGAUAUCCCACUGCACGUUACCCAUCGCACGGUCCAUCGUUACCCACUACCAGGAUCACCGUCGAGUACCCGUCCGCACGGUCGACAUCAACCACCCGCACGGUAGACUACCAUCACCCCAUUCACGAUACUCAUACAUGCACCGUACUCAUAUCCCAUCCAUUCGUCCUCGUAACCCGUCCAUUCGUCCUCGAACCCAUCCACGCUCGCUGCUCGGACAGCCCUACUAUUCUUCGUAUUUAUUUACCUACCUCGCGCGCUGCACGGCGGGUCGAUGGGGUGGUGGUCGGUCGGUUGGUGGUGCUGGAGACGGACUUUGUAUGCCGACGCCUUGCUUUGUGCCUCAGCACCUCGCUUCGUGCCCUGGCACCUUGCUUAGUACCCUGGCUCCUUGCUUGGUACACUGGCACCUUGCUUAGUACCAUGGCGUCUCGUCUGCGCCUUAUUCGCGGCACAUACCUACAUCCUUUAGAUACCGACCGCUGCCUACCUACGCAGACCCGCGGACUGCCUAAUGACGACUCGCGCUCGCGAUGCGACGCUGUUGUAUGAUGGGGGGAUGAUUGGGGCCUUCAGGCCAUUCCAUCGGCGGGCUAGGCGAGGGUAUGCAUGCUUUCGAAGUCUGAAGGUUGACGUGGACGGGC